UCUUUCUUCAUUAUACGUAUUAACAUCCCUUCUCUUCAACUUUACUCUCUUUCUUCAUUUCUCAAAUUGUGAGAACCAUUACCCGACCCGUUUCAUCUCCACGGUAUGCUCUCUCUCCCUUUCUGCUUGUGUAUGUGUACGGACUUAUGAGCUUGUAUGCGUAGGUGUAUGGUGGAUUCAGGUCUGGGUUUAGCAUAACAUUUGGGUUGAGUGUUGCAAUUAGGGAUUUGUUCUUCAUUUCUGCCAAGCCCUUUGAUUUGUGUUCUACGAUCUCUUGAAGGCAGGCAUCUCAUCAUGGCGAGAGCUUUACUUCAGUCAACAAACAUUUCUUCACUGGUUUCAGGUGAAGGCAUCGGCCAAUUUAAGCGAUCUGGAAAAGGAGCAAGAGCUUCUGCAAUGCCGUGUUCUUCAAAUCCCUCACAUUAUUUGCAAUUGCGAGGUGGUUUUGUUGGACUGAGAGGUGGCAAUGCCUUAGACAUGAUAGGAAGAUCGCGGGAGACAUUUCAUUCCAAGGUGGCCGCAGCACUCUCCUGCAGAAGAGGCAAGGGCACUCGUUCAGUAGUUAAGGCCAUGUUUGAACGGUUCACAGAGAAGGCAAUAAAGGUGAUUAUGCUCGCACAAGAGGAAGCUAGGCGUCUUGGACACAACUUUGUUGGGACCGAACAGAUUCUCUUGGGCCUUAUUGGCGAGGGAACUGGAAUUGCUGCUAAGGUUCUUAAAUCUAUGGGUAUAAAUUUGAAAGAUGCUCGUGUGGAGGUGGAAAAGAUAAUUGGAAGGGGAAGUGGUUUUGUUGCUGUUGAGAUUCCUUUUACUCCCCGUGCAAAGCGUGUAUUAGAGCUAUCUCUCGAGGAAGCUCGCCAGCUAGGCCACAACUACAUAGGGUCUGAGCACUUGCUCCUUGGGUUGCUUCGUGAGGGUGAAGGGGUGGCUGCUCGAGUUCUUGAAAACUUGGGUGCUGAUCCAAGUAACAUUCGAACACAGGUCAUCAGAAUGGUUGGUGAAAGUGCAGAAGCUGUUGGUGCUGCUGUUGGAGGUGGAACUUCAGGACAAAAGAUGCCGACAUUAGAGGAGUACGGUACCAAUUUGACGAAGCUAGCCGAGGAGGGAAAACUGGAUCCUGUAGUCGGAAGGCAGGAACAAAUUGAGCGGGUAACUCAAAUUUUGGGUAGACGUACAAAGAACAAUCCUUGUCUUAUUGGAGAACCAGGUGUUGGGAAAACAGCUAUAGCUGAAGGUUUAGCUCAGCGAAUUGCGACUGGUGAUGUCCCUGAAACAAUCGAGGGAAAGAAGGUUAUUACGCUGGAUAUGGGCCUUCUUGUUGCCGGAACGAAGUAUCGAGGAGAGUUUGAGGAAAGAUUGAAGAAACUAAUGGAAGAAAUCAGACAGAGCGAUGAGAUCAUACUGUUCAUUGAUGAAGUGCACACAUUGAUUGGUGCAGGGGCAGCUGAAGGCGCAAUUGAUGCAGCAAACAUAUUGAAACCUGCUCUAGCUCGAGGUGAACUUCAGUGCAUAGGAGCUACAACACUUGAUGAAUACCGGAAACAUAUUGAGAAGGAUCCGGCAUUGGAGAGAAGAUUUCAACCAGUUAAGGUUCCAGAACCAACUGUGGAUGAAACCAUACAGAUACUGAAAGGUCUUAGGGAGCGUUAUGAAAUCCAUCACAAACUCCGCUAUACCGAUGAGGCACUGGUUGCCGCUGCACAACUCUCGUACCAGUACAUCAGUGAUCGCUUUCUGCCUGAUAAGGCAAUUGACUUGGUUGAUGAGGCUGGUUCUCGUGUUAGACUUCGCCAUGCACAGCUACCGGAGGAGGCAAGAGAACUCGAGAAAGAACUAAGGCAGAUAACGAAGGAGAAGAAUGAAGCUGUACGCAGUCAAGAUUUUGAGAAGGCUGGGGAGUUACGUGAUAGAGAAAUGGAUCUAAAGGCACAAAUCUCGGCCAUGAUAGACAAAAACAAAGAGAAAAGCAAAGCUGAAAGCGAGGCAGGAGACGAAGGCCCAGUUGUGACCGAAGCUGAUAUUCAGCACAUUGUCUCGUCAUGGACGGGCAUCCCUGUCGAGAAAGUCUCAACCGAUGAAUCUGACCGUCUCCUAAAAAUGGAAGAAACACUACACACAAGAGUCGUCGGUCAGGAUGAAGCGGUGAAGGCCAUCAGUCGAGCCAUCCGACGUGCCCGUGUCGGGCUCAAGAACCCGAACCGGCCCAUAGCUAGCUUCAUCUUCUCUGGCCCCACCGGUGUUGGGAAGUCUGAACUUGCCAAAGCGUUAGCUGCCUACUACUUCGGGUCUGAGGAAGCCAUGAUCCGGCUGGACAUGAGCGAGUUUAUGGAACGACACACAGUCUCGAAGCUCAUCGGCUCCCCGCCGGGAUAUGUCGGUUACACAGAGGGUGGUCAGCUGACUGAAGCUGUCAGGCGCCGACCGUACACCGUCGUCCUCUUUGAUGAAAUUGAGAAGGCCCACCCUGAUGUCUUCAACAUGAUGCUUCAGAUCCUGGAGGAUGGAAGGCUGACGGACAGCAAGGGCCGGACGGUCGACUUCAAGAAUACGCUCCUCAUCAUGACGUCAAAUGUUGGGAGCAGUGUGAUAGAGAAGGGUGGCCGUCGGAUCGGUUUUGAUCUGACGUACGAUGAGAAGGACAGCUCUUACAACCGAAUCAAGAGUCUUGUGACUGAGGAACUCAAGCAGUACUUCCGGCCUGAGUUCUUGAACCGGUUGGAUGAGAUGAUCGUUUUCCGGCAACUGACGAAGCUAGAGGUGAAGGAGAUAGCGGAUAUCAUGCUCAAGGAGGUGUUUGAGAGGCUUAGGGUUAAGGAGAUAGAGCUGCAGGUGACAGAGAGGUUUAGGGAUAGAGUGGUGGAGGAGGGGUAUAAUCCGAGUUAUGGGGCAAGGCCGUUAAGAAGAGCUAUAAUGAGACUUUUGGAGGACAGUAUGGCAGAGAAGAUGCUUUCGCGGGAGAUCAAAGAAGGGGAUUCAAUUAUAGUGGAUGUUGAUUCCGAUGGGAAUGUGACUGUCCUUAAUGGAAGCAGCGGUACUCCUCCAGAGCCACUGCCUGAACCAAUUGCUGUAUAAAGGAUAAAACCUGCCUCCCUGAAUCCUCUUUUCUUCUUUUUUUCUUCUUUAAAUUGUCAGUAUUUUCAUGAUUGUCGUAGGGUGUCCUGGGUAUAGCCAGAACUGUAUUGAUUGCAGUCAGUCUGUUGUAUAAUUACGUGUUUAAUUUGCAUGUAGAACAAUACCCACUUGUUUAAUUGUAUGUUGCAUAAAGGAAAAAAAAACAGAAGAAUUUGGUCCCACGUGUAACGUACCCACCCUGCUUUUCCUAGAUCCUUGUGCCUACCAAGUUAAAGUUUAUUUUAGGAAAACUAGC
This is a messenger RNA of Cuscuta europaea, 3367 nucleotides long. The record is from the annotation of a GenBank genome assembly. NCBI's taxonomy places the organism in Eukaryota, Viridiplantae, Streptophyta, Magnoliopsida, Solanales, Convolvulaceae.